AUGCGCUCGCUGCUAUUCUUCAGCCUCGCCAGCCUCGCUGCAGGCUUGGCCACACCGUCCGCCGAUUCUAUGCCUACCGCUAUCAUCGAUUCAGGUGCCAUCGUUGGAACAGCAACAUCUCUGCCCUCGUCCACUGUCGUUGUGAGACAGUACCUGGGCAUCCCGUUCGCUGCGCCGCCGGUCCGGUUUAGUCCCCCCAAGCCUGUGGCUCCAUGGUCCGGAAUGCGCAAUGCGACCACGUGGGGACCAGUCUGCAUUCAAAUGAUGAACCAAGCAUCGAAAGACUAUUACGACUUGGUGGGCAUCGGGGACGCUUUAGGGGGGGAGAGCGAGGACUGUUUGAACCUCAACGUGUUUACUCCGGCGGACGCGUCGGCCGGGUCUAAGCCUGUGCUGGUUUGGAUAUAUGGCGGCAGCUUUAUAAACGGGGGUUCCGCUCUGUCGAUCUAUGAUGCUACGAGCUUUGUUGCCAACCAGGACGUCGUAGUGGUGACAUUUAACUACCGAACGAAUGUGUUUGGAUUCCCUGGGGGUGGUGUUCCCGAGGAAGAAAAGAAUUUGGGUUUCCUAGACCAACGUCUUGCCCUAGACUGGGUGCAACGCAACAUCGCUGGCCUCGGAGGCAACCCAUCCCAAGUGACUAUCUUCGGCGAGAGCGCUGGCGGAGGCACCGUCGAUACACUCAUCACAUCACCACCCGAACCGCUUCCUUUCCGUGCAGGAAUCAUGCAAUCAAAUCAGGGGUCCAUUGUAGCUCCUCUGGACGACAAGGCAGGAUCAUACCGCCAUUCGUGGCAAAAAUUGCUCAACCUGACCCACUGUCCAGCGGACGGCGCUAUCGAAUGCCUUCGCAAACUUCCCGCCCAGAAAAUCAAGAGGAUUCUUGAAACCGCCGAUCUGCCCUUUGGUCCUCUUCCUGACGGUGGCGUCACGAUGUCGAACACCCCGCGACAGGACCGGCUUCGUUCCAGCGAGGGUAACUCGACCAUAGCGCGAGUCCCAGUUUUGUUCGGCAACAACGCGGAUGAGGCAAGGCCCUAUCUCGUUGGGGCUAACGACACACGCAAAGCCCUCGAAGGGCUCGGUCUGGGCAAGUUCGCGGACACGCUUAUCGAAGCGUAUCCUCUCGGGCAACCCGGCACGCACACUGAGAAUGACCGGCUUAAUCUCAUCGCCAACGACCUUGGCGUGCACUGCCCAAUGAAAUUCUACGCCAAUGACAACCUGAAAGUAGACAUCCCAGCUUGGAGGUAUUUUUUCAAUGCUAGCUUUCCCAACAACGAACUGUUCCCUAGUAGCGGGGCAUAUCACAUGGCGGAAAUACCUCUGGCUUUUGGCACUUAUGAGAAGAAUGAGGCCACCGAAUUGCAAGCUAAAGUCAGUCAGGCUAUGCAGAAAGCAUGGGCAGACUUUGCCAAAGACCCAUUUGAAGGGCCAGGAUGGAUGGGGGUUCCUAUGGUUGGAUUAUUUGGGGAUGGCGUGAAAGUAGGCAUGAAUGAAGAGGGAAAGAAGGCUUUGAGGACAGUCAGUUCUAAAGACAUGGAUCGGAGAUGUCAUCUUUAUGAGCUGAUAUAUGGAUGA
Molecule: messenger RNA, 1581 nt
Organism: Aspergillus melleus
Lineage: Eukaryota; Fungi; Ascomycota; Eurotiomycetes; Eurotiales; Aspergillaceae
Product: carboxylesterase/lipase family protein
Exons: 2
Coding region: 1-1581 (526 amino acids)
Molecular function (GO): cholinesterase activity
Source: RefSeq, a predicted model, not a curated record